Sphenostylis stenocarpa is the source of this 228-nucleotide messenger RNA. The record is from the annotation of a GenBank genome assembly. NCBI's taxonomy places the organism in Eukaryota, Viridiplantae, Streptophyta, Magnoliopsida, Fabales, Fabaceae.
AUGCUAAGGGGAUUCUAUGAGAAGAGUGACGCGUGGACCUUAUGUGUGCAUGGUUGUGAAGCUCCGCUUGAGACCGACAUGGUUGGUUGUCGCUCUGAGAGGCAAUUCAGAUAUGGUGGUUACCAAAGAAAACUAGGUGGUGGCCGACAAGAUGCGAAAGCGGCGAAUAGCAGUGGUGACAAUGGAUUCCUCACCGAAGAUGGUUAUAGACUAACAGAGCGGGAUUAA